GGGCUGCGAGGGAACCCCGGCGCCGAGAAGGAGGGGGCUUGGGUCCGGAUGGAGAGGGCUAGACGCGCCGUUCUCUGCGCGCUGGCUGGGUGAGCAGCCAGGACUGACUGUUGACAUUCCGUCCACGUCGGGGAGCGAGGAUCGACAAGACCAUGCUGGCGAAUCUGAAGGUCAAGAAGCAGGAGCUGGCCAACAGCUCAGAUGUGACCCUCCCAGACCGGCCACUGUCCCCUCCUCUCACUGCGCCCCCCACCAUGAAGUCGGCAGAGUUCUUCGAGAUGCUGGAGAAAAUGCAGGGGAUCAAGCUUGAAGAGCAGAAGCCAGGACCCCAGAAGAACAAGGAUGACUAUAUCCCAUAUCCCAGCAUUGAUGAGGUUGUGGAGAAGGGCGGCCCAUACCCUCUGAUCAUCCUGCCCCAGUUUGGGGGCUAUUGGAUUGAGGACCCGGAGAAUGUGGGCACACCAACGUCACUGGGCAGCAGCAUCUGUGAAGAGGAGGAAGAGGACAACCUCAGCCCCAACACAUUCGGCUACAAGCUCGAGUGCAAGGGCGAAGCCAGGGCCUACCGCAGGCAUUUCCUAGGGAAGGAUCAUCUGAACUUCUACUGUACCGGCAGCAGCCUCGGGAACUUGAUUCUGUCCAUCAAGUGUGAGGAAGUGGAAGGGAUUGAGUACCUCCGGAUUAUUCUCAGGUCCAAACUGAAGACAGUGCAUGAGCGGAUCCCCUUGGCUGGACUGAGCAAAUUGCCCAGUGUUCCUCAGAUUGCAAAGGCUUUCUGUGAUGAUGCAGUGGGACUGAAAUUCAACCCUGUCCUGUACCCCAAGGCCUCCCAAAUGAUUGUGUCUUAUGAUGAACAUGAUGUCAACAAUACAUUCAAAUUUGGAGUCAUUUAUCAAAAAGCCAGACAGACCCUGGAGGAGGAACUAUUUGGGAACAAUGAAGAGAGUCCUGCUUUCAAGGAGUUCUUGGAUCUGCUAGGGGACACAAUCACGCUGCAGGACUUUAAAGGUUUCCGAGGAGGCCUGGAUGUGACCCACGGACAGACAGGGGUGGAGUCAGUGUACACAACCUUCCGGGACCGGGAGAUCAUGUUUCACGUCUCCACAAAGCUGCCAUUCACCGAGGGUGAUGCCCAACAGCUCCAGAGAAAGAGACACAUUGGGAACGACAUUGUGGCCAUCAUCUUCCAAGAAGAAAAUACACCAUUCGUCCCAGAUAUGAUUGCCUCCAAUUUCUUACAUGCCUACAUUGUUGUGCAGGUCGAGAGCCCAGGCACAGAGACCCCAUCUUACAAGGUCUCCGUCACUGCACGGGAAGAUGUGCCUGCCUUUGGCCCACCUUUGCCCAGCCCCCCUGUUUUCCAGAAGGGCCCAGAGUUCAGAGAGUUCCUGCUCACCAAGCUCACGAAUGCCGAGAAUGCUUGCUGCAAGUCGGACAAAUUUGCCAAGUUGGAGGACCGGACAAGGGCCGCCCUCCUGGACAACCUUCAUGAUGAACUCCAUGCUCACACACAGGCCAUGCUAGGACUGGGUCCAGAGGAGGACAAGUUUGAGAAUGGAGGCCAUGGAGGAUUCCUGGAGUCUUUUAAGAGGGCCAUCCGUGUACGCAGCCACUCCAUGGAGACCAUGGUGGGCAGUCAGAGGAAGCUGCACAGUGGAGGCAUUCCUGGAAGUCUCAGUGGGGGCAUUGUCCACAACAGCAUGGAGGUCACCAAGACUACCUUCUCGCCUCCAGCAGCAGCUGCGACAGUGAAGAACCAGUCAAGGAGCCCCAUCAAGCGGCGGUCAGGGCUCUUUCCCCGUCUGCACACAGGCUCUGAAGGCCAGGGGGAUGGCCGGACACGAUGUGACAGUGCAUCCAGCACCCCCAAGACCCCAGAUGGCGGACACUCUUCUCAGGAGAUAAAGUCUGAGACCUCAUCCAAUCCCAGCUCUCCGGAAAUAUGCCCCAAUAAAGAGAAGCCCUUCAUAAAGUUGAAGGAGAACGGCCGGGCCAACAUCUCCCGCUCCUCCUCCAGCACCAGCAGCUUCAGCAGCACUGCAGGAGAGGGCGAAGCCAUGGAGGAGUGUGACAGUGGGAGCAGUCAGCCGUCCACAACCUCACCUUUCAAGCAGGAGGUGUUUGUCUACAGCCCGUCCGCGAGCAGUGAGAACCCCAGCCUGGGGGCAGCUGCCACCCCCAUCAUCAUGAGCCGGAGUCCAACAGAUGGCAAAAGCAGAAACUCCCCAAGAUCAAACCUGAAAUUCCGCUUUGAUAAGCUCAGCCAUGCCAGCUCCAGUGCGGGUCACUAAUGGAAAGUGGAGUCCUUUGCCUGUCCAAGGGAAGCCCAGUUCUGUCCUGUAGAAGGCUCCUGUUCCAGCAGUUUGGGGGUGCCAUCUGCUACUCUGACCAUCACAGGCCUGUUGCCCUACUGGCCACCUGCCCAUCAGACCGGCUUCCUGUGCCAUGUCCCAACCUGACCACGGCCCUGCUGGCUCCUUUAUCAACAUACCCUGCAAGAAUCUUCCCAUUUCUGGACAAGGCUUCAUUCCUGGAGGCUCCUCUGCUCUUGACCUCCAGCUGUGAUGUCUGUCUGGGUCAUUUGUCAUCAUCUUGCUUUGUCUGAAGGACAGAGAGUUGGGCAAGAAGGGAUCUAGGUAUGGGAGCUCAGUCAGAGACUGGGGAGCUCAUUUGCUUCAGAGGCAGAAGGUGAUGAGGUGGAGAGCAGAGGUGAUAGCAGAACAUAAGGUGGGCCCUGUCUGUCCUUGGUCACCGUGCAGUGCCUUCCUGGACUUGGAGACAGGAGCUUCACCACCACCAGUGCAUUUAGUGAUGUAGUGGAGGUAGAGGGGCUGCUUUCCCAGGAGCCAAGACUAGCAACAUCUUGGAGGUUGUCCUGAUAAAAAUAGGCUCCAAGCUGGGUGCAUACCUGUAAUUCCAGCAACUCUGGAGGCAGGAAGAUUGCAAGUUCAGGACCAGCCUUGGCACUUAGAGGGACUUUUUCUCAAAUUAAAAAAUUAAAAGCAUGGGGAUGUAGCUCAGUGAUAAAGCAACUUUGGGUUCAAUCCCCACCCCCACCCCCACCUAUCCCACCAAAAAAACCCUCCAUUGGUCCCUGAUCUCUGGAACUCCAAACAUAUACCUGCUUUUGUGCAAAACAUUUCUGAUCUAGUCCCAGGGAAAGGUCCAGGGAUGCUGUCAUCCGUGUUGCUAGGGGCUUGGGCUUGUGGAAGCACAGAGACUGAGCUGGGUAUGUCUGAGACCUGGGCUGCACACUUCCUUGAUUGUAGCUGAAACUUUUUCCCCACUAAUUUUAUGCAGAUUCCUGACUAUCCUUGAUGUGGGAGAAGCACCAGAAAAUCUUGCCCCUUUGAGCAGACAUUUUGUUUCCCUAGGAACAGCUGGGAAGCCAGGAAUGAGAAGGAGUUCUGAGAGAGGGAACAGGCCAAUGCUGGGCAUUUGAGGAAAACUACAGGGCCUGAGGGCUCAGCCAGCCUCCACUGGGUCCCAGUCUCCACUGGUUGUGGAAGACAUAGUUAUUUCAAUCCCCCUAUGAGUGAGAGGGGAAGAGGUGAGCUGGGGGGUAUGACGUGGCAGAUUCUGGUCAGGCCAAUGUGUGGGGGUUGAACUUAAGUGUGGGAAAGGAAUGCAGUGUCCCUCAGACCCUGCAUGUCCUUGGCAUCUGUGGAGUGUCUAGUGCAGCCUUGGGAGCUGCUUCCAUUUACUGUGCCCUCUGGGCAUGUCUGGGGCUCCAUCCCCCAAGCCUCUUACCCUUUCCAAUCAGAGCCACUUUCUCUGGGAUGAGCCAGCUGUCCUGAGGGAAAGCCCCCUGGCCUCUCACCUAUCUUAGUCUGCAGGGUGUUUUUGCUGCUGGGUUUAGGGUGAGGCACCCUCCAAGUCAAAUACAGUCUGAACAGCAGACCCUGGGUGGUGCUGCAGCUUGAAGCGCACAGGGCCUCUGGCAUAGGUGGUACAGUGCUGCGCUGCUGGGGUGUUGCUGGCUGGGCUCCCCAUUUUAAUGAGCAGAUGACAAGAUUUCUAAUCAAGUGCUUUAUCUAUACAAGGAUCUGGACCCAAUCCCAAGUCAAAGCAUAGAAAUGCAACACAUUUUUUUGGACUGAUAUUUCCUCCUUACUUUUGCCAUUAGCACAAAAUUUUGAUCUUUCAUUUCCCACUCUCGUGUUGGAUCCUGUCUGCAGACUGGGAGUGACUGCACCCCUUACCCUGUGUGGGACAUGUGCUUACAUAAAGUACUAGUCUGGUAAGAUUUAUUCUAGUUAGGAGGUCAACAAAAGAUCUUUUUAGCUGAAAGUCAGUGUAGUGGCACCCACUGCUGGAACGAGGCCUGCAGGUCUGGCGGCUUUCUGUUGGCUGGGUUUCUGAAGGAGCUUGAAAGGUCGAACUGCAUUUCUUUGAAAAUGAUUACAGGCUUCGGGCUCGCCUCUCUGGGUAGCUAGUAUUUACAGUUGGUUGUGCCAUGUUAUAUUGCAUUCUGGGGUCCUUUGAGGUUUCCAGAUUGUCCCCAUGCUGUCCUGUAUGGGAAUGUCAUACCUCCCUGUCUCUACUGCUCUAACUGCUCCUUCUGCAGCUACUAUGUGCCUGUUGGGCUUUGCCCCUGGCUCUGGGCCGGUGGGCAGGAUGGCUGGGUGUGUUCAGAAAAACAGACACAGGUUUGCUCCUGAAGAAGUACAGACAUGGGAGGUGGUCUUCACCCUCGGCUUGCUGUUGGGGUACUCUGGGUAGGAUCUGAGCUGCCACCUUCCUCUAGAUCAUGCCUCUCCAUCUUUAGAAAGUCCAUUUAUUGGCUUCCAGAGUAUGCAUUAUCUACCUACCUGAGGUCCUAGUGGAGACAAGGAAGAAGUGGAUGGGAAUGUGGCCCAGUCUCCCCUCACUCUCCUGGACCAUGGGCAGCAGCUCAGGUUCUUGGAGGGCUGUCCCCCACCUUACCCCACAUUCUGAUCCAGAAUGACUGUCCUUUUAUUGCUACACUCAGUCUUGGGGCUCAGAGACUUGCUGAAGCCCCCUAAGCCCUUAUGACUGAAUUUGUGUAGAUGGUGCUUAUGUUGGUAUUUGGGGCAUUUCCACUAUGACCUUCAUGAGAGGUUCUUCCGGUCACAUCUCUGUCUCUGGGGACCACCUGACUCACAGAAGAAACUACCCUUUGCAGGUGCUGUUGGGCACCCAGAUGUCUCUAGCUCCACUGAUGCUUGAAAACAGCUGCAGAAAAACUUGAGAUAGAAGGUCUUAGGUGGAGUUUCUGCCUAUGCUAAUGAAUGUCAAAUGAUGUUUCUUAGAAAAUAUGUGGUUCAGUUUUUGGGGGCAUAGUCUUGAAGCCCAAGCCUUCUGCCUUCUUUUACCAUCUCAUUCAACCAUGUCAUGACCCACAUGUGAAACCUUAGCCCCAGUGAACCCAUAGCCAGCUAGUGGCAAAGCUGAGACUAGAACUCACAGCCCAGGGUUCUGUCCUCUGCACCAGCUGUGUGACUGAUAGAGAAAGUGACUGGACCUUCCAGGUUUGGGGGAAGCCAUGUUGGGAGGUGCAGCACCUGGUGGGUCCUUGGUCUCUGCUAUUUUCUGUCAGGAGGGCUCUUCUCUUGGAUUGGUCAGUGAGGACCCCGGGAUUUGAUUUGAGCAAAGAGAAUGGAGAGGAAAAGGGAUUCCAGGGAACUGCUCCUCAGUGACCUCUGGUCUUCAGCUCCAGUCUAUAAGGUGGCGGAGGCCAGGGCACAGAUGCAGUUCACCACCCCCAGCUUCCUUGCUGCAAAUUAAGACAGAAGGUGGUAAAAGAAAACUCUCUCAUUUUUCUCUGAUUCUUAAAGGAAAGUGAUUAAUAGGAACCUAGGUUCAAUUGAUCAGCCGGGACAUGGCCUAUUUCACUUUCCUUACCUUGACCCUAGAAGGUGCCAACUCAAACACUACCUUUUUCAUUUGUUUCUUAGUCUAUAGAUUCAGCUGUGUUGUGGGGAAUGGUGGGGGAUUCAAGUAGAUCUUACAGCUCCAGGGGCUGGAAGGGACCAGGCCAGUCAUCCAUGUUCAGGACCCUCUGGCUCCUCCCCCACUCCAGCUAUUCCUUAUCAAAGUCAAGGGUAGGACAAUGAAGUUUGCCAAGGCUGCCCCUGCAGCUUGGUGGGGGCCUGUGGGGGCAUUCCUCUACCCAGUUCCAGUAUCUGUUUUACCAUCAGCCCCGCAUCCACCCCUAUUCCCACCCCUCUCCUUUCAGCUGGGCCAUGUACCCCUUUGUGAGGAAGAAGAUACCCCCACUUAGGGCCACAGGCAGCGGAGUCCUGCCUACUGAGAGGCUGUUGGGACAGAGGCUCUGUCCUGUGCCUUAUCAGCCCUGGGGAGAGGAUGUUUGGCUGGAAGACUGGAAUUUAAUUGCCAUUGUCUUUGAUUUUGUGAUAUUUCUGCUUGGAGGGGUGAAACCCCCCUUCCCACUCUUUAGCAUGUGUGCCAACUCUCCCCUGUCAUGGGUGUUACCCUUCGACACUCCAGCUCAGGGAGUGCUGAUGUCCUCAUGUGAAGAGAUUCCUGUGUGAUAGAACCUAAGAAAUGUAGCUUGGAAGUGACCCCUGUGACGAUGACGUUUCUUUCUUUCCUCUUAGUGAGGAGGUGAUUUGUAGAUCCUGACUGCCUAUGUAAUGUAAAUAGUGUACAUUUAAUUUAUUGCUAUGGUAGCAUAUUGUAUUUGUUAAUGUAUAAAACAAAUUCUAAAAGGUUGACAAAUGUAUAUUUUGUUGCUUAAAUGUGUCUUUGCAGAAAUUGACAAUAAAUAACAUAUUUUGUGUCCA
Molecule: messenger RNA, 6767 nt
Organism: Marmota monax (woodchuck)
Lineage: Eukaryota; Metazoa; Chordata; Mammalia; Rodentia; Sciuridae
Gene: Rap1gap2
Product: RAP1 GTPase activating protein 2
Exons: 25
Coding region: 153-2291 (712 amino acids)
Biological process (GO): activation of GTPase activity; regulation of small GTPase mediated signal transduction
Cellular component (GO): plasma membrane; cytoplasm
Molecular function (GO): GTPase activator activity
Source: RefSeq, a predicted model, not a curated record